AUGGGGGUUCUGAGGCCCUGGGCCCGAUAUGGGCUCCUGGUUAUGGGCCACCUGAUGGCCCUGGGGCUUGGGGCCGCUGUGUUCCAGGCCCUGGAGGGGCCUCCAGCACGCCAGCUCCAGGCCAAGCUCAGAGCGGAGCUGGCCACCUUCCAGGCAGACUACGGGGCCUGCCUGCCACCCGGGGAACUGGAGGGGCUACUGCGCUUGACCCUGGCGGCCCAGGCCCAUGGGGUCUCCAGCCUGGGCAAUGGCUCGGAAGCCGGGAACUGGGACCUGCCCUCAGCCCUGCUCUUCACUGCCGGCAUCCUCACCACCACGGGUUAUGGCAACACGGCCCCACUAUCGUUGGCUGGCAAAGUCUUCUGUGUGGUCUAUGCGACCCUGGGGCUGCCAGCCUCUCUAGCCCUUGUGACUGUGCUACGUCACCACUUGCUGCCAGUGCUCAGCCGCCCGUGGACCUGGGCAGCAGCCCACUGGCAGUUGGCACCAGCCCGGGUUGCACUGCUGCAGGCCACUGGACUGGGCCUGCUGGUAGGUGGCGUCUUCAUGCUGCUCCCAGCACUGGUGCUGUGGCAGCUACAGGGCGAGGGCAGCCUGCUGGGGGCAAUCUACUUCUGUUUCGACUGGCUCAGCACUGUUGGCUUUGGGGACCUGCUGCCUGGCCACGGCCGAGGCCUGCAUCCAGCGAUCUACCAUCUCGGCCAACUGGCUCUUCUUGGUUAUAUGCUCCUUGGGCUCCUAGCCAUGCUGUUGGCCGUGGAGACCUUCGUGGACCUGCCACAGGUCCGUGCCCUCGUGAAGUUCUUCGAGUCCAGUGGCCCUUCGAAGGCUGAGGACCAAGGUGGCAUAGUAGGGCAGGAUGAACUGGCUCUGAGCACCGUGCCACCCGCCGUCCCCACCCCAGAGCAAGCUCAGGCUUGCUGA
This is a messenger RNA of Orycteropus afer afer, 924 nucleotides long. It is a transcript of the gene KCNK7, whose product is annotated as potassium two pore domain channel subfamily K member 7. The record is from RefSeq and is a predicted model, not a curated record. Gene Ontology annotation, molecular function: potassium ion leak channel activity. Gene Ontology annotation, biological process: stabilization of membrane potential; potassium ion transmembrane transport. Lineage: Eukaryota; Metazoa; Chordata; Mammalia; Tubulidentata; Orycteropodidae. Gene Ontology annotation, cellular component: membrane. The transcript has 3 exons. Bases 1 to 924 code for a protein of 307 amino acids.